Molecule: messenger RNA, 3404 nt
Organism: Scomber scombrus (Atlantic mackerel)
Lineage: Eukaryota; Metazoa; Chordata; Actinopteri; Scombriformes; Scombridae
Gene: mmd
Product: monocyte to macrophage differentiation-associated
Exons: 7
Coding region: 507-1226 (239 amino acids)
Cellular component (GO): membrane
Molecular function (GO): pore-forming activity
Source: RefSeq, a predicted model, not a curated record
GCUCAGCGCGGAAGAAGGAAGAGGAAGAGGAAAGGAGCUGCUUUGCUUUUUUGCUGUUGCUGUUGCUUGUUGUUAUUAAGAGGAGGAGGAGGGAGUCCUUUAUUAUUAUUAUUUUUUUAUUUUUUAACGCCAGCUAUGGAUAUCUGCAGCUCCAGCACGUGGGAGUGAGCCAGCAAGCAUUUUUGCAACAGGAUGGUAUUAUUAAGAAAAAGACUAAAAUGGUGCCUUUAUAGUAGGAGUGUUAGCAUUGAAGCUGCUGGUGCCUUGUAGCUGCAGCUGUGUAGUGUGUGUCUGCAAAAAAAAAAAAAAAAGAAGAAAGAAAGUUAGCUCAUGAGUAGCUAAUGCUUAAGGCCUUCCGUUUCCUUUUUGGCUUUGCAGGACAGCUUAUUGUUUAAUUCCUGCCUUUUGUUACAAAGAAAAAAGAGCUCGUUUUUUGCUGGCGUUUGCAGCUUUGUGUGUGUGUGUGUGUGUAUGUGUGUGUGCUGUCUCAUCUAAAUAAGGCUGAAAUGAAGAGAGUGAACAGCUUUCAGAGGUUCAUGAACAGACGGGCUUCUGCGAACUGCCGCUACCAGCCCACCUGCUACGAGCAUGCUGCAAACUGCUACACUCAUGCAUGCCUCAUCAUGCCGGCCUUCGUUGGCAUGGCGCUGCUGCACCGGCUGUCCGACAACAGCUGGGAGAAGAUCACCGCCUGGGUGUACGGGAUGGGACUGUGCGCUCUCUUCUUGGUCUCCACUGUGUUUCAUAUCGUCACCUGGAAGAAGAGCCACAUGAGGUCAAUGGAGCAUUGUUUCCACAUGUGUGACAGAGUGGUCAUCUACUUCUUCAUCGCUGCCUCCUACACACCAUGGUUGAACCUGCGUGAACUGGGCCCUCUAGCAGCACACAUGCGCUGGUUUGUGUGGCUGAUGGCUGCUGCUGGAACCAUUUAUGUCUUCAACUAUCAUGAAAAGUAUAAACUUGUCGAGCUGGCCUUCUAUUUGACGAUGGGUUUUUUCCCCGCGUCAGUGGUGACGUCAAUGAGCAACACGGAGGGGCUAAGUGAGCUGGCCUGCGGAGGACUCAUCUACUGCCUUGGCGUUUUCUUCUUUAAGAGCGACGGCGUCAUCCCCUUCGCUCACGCCAUCUGGCACGUGUUCGUGGCGCUGGCUGCAGCCGUGCACUACUACGCCAUCUGGAAAUACCUCUACAAGGCUCCCAGCGCCGAUUCCCUCCUCGACUCGUGACCAUGACAACGGCGGCGGCGGCGGCGGUUGGAUGCUGGUGCUCCACCUUCCUCCUCCUCCUCCUCCUCCUCCUCCUCCUCUUCCUCUCUCUUUAUCUCAACUCGCCUGCACACUCGACUCCCUCAACUGCCCGCUAACGCUGCAGCGACAACCGAAAAAGUUUACGAAAAAAAAAAUCUUGACCAUGAAUUGUUUACUGUUUUCUAACGUUGGAGGAGAACAGUUUUUUUUUCUCUCUCUCUCUCUCUCUGUCAGCGUCUCCAUGGCGAUCAAAAAAAAAGCUACUUUCAGAGUUGUUUUGUACGACUUCAGUAUUAACAAAAAAAAACUAAAAAAAAAAAAGAAAGAGAGGGAGGGGAUUUAGACUUUUUACACUUCGUAAUUAAAACCUUCGGCACAUUGAUGAGUAUUUGAGGAAAAACGUUUUAUAGCGAGUGUUUUUGUAUCACGAUGAAAGUGAGUCACAUUCCACAGUUUGGAGUCGUUCGAGUGUCAAAAUAAAAUAAAAAAAACUUUGGAGAUUCAUCGUUUAUUUUGGAGGUUUUUGAGGUUUAACGAAACGAGGUGCUAAAAGUAGCAGGGCUGGGUAUAAAGGUGGAAGGUUUCUUUACUGUAUCUGCAUCUGAUUUUCAUCGCUGAUAUUAAAAAAACAUUUUGAGAGAUAUUCAUUUGAUUUUCCAUUUAAAAAAAAAACAAAGGUCCCCAAAAAAUAUGAGUAACUUUGCCAAAGUAAAAUUAAUCUUAACGUCACAUUUACUGUCAGCUUUUGUUUCCCUGUAUUAAAAAAAGAAAGGUACUGAGGUUUGUUACCCAGCCCUAAAUAACAGUCAGUCAGUGUUUUGGUUUUUUUGCUCUGCUGGUUUUUUUUUUUUUUUCAAGUCAAACAAAAAAGAACAAAACUUGGAAAGAAAGAAAGAAAAAAAUGCUCCUAAUGAGACGUUUUGAUCAUUUAUUUCCAUUUGUUUCACUCUCAUACCCAUCUUUAUCACAUUCACUCUGUUUUGUCACGUUUCUUCUUUUUUUGGGGUUGAUUGACAACCAAAUGCAGUUUCCACAGUUCCUCCUGUUUAGUAUUGAGCGCCCCCUGCUGGUUGGAUGGUAUAUGUGUGUGUGUGUGUGUGUGUGAGAAGAGCUGCAACGAUUCAUCAGUUUUUUUGCCAACUAUUUUUUAAUAAUCGAUUAAUCGUUUCAAGUCAAAUUCCAGCUUCUUAAAAAUUGUGAUUAUUUUCUCUUUAAAUCCUCCGUGUUAGAAAAAAAAGCUUUUUAAAAGACCAAACUAUUAAUUGAUAAUCGUUAAUAGCAGCUCUUUCAGUGUGUGUGUGUGUGUGUGUGUGUGUGUGUGUGUGUGUGUGUGUGUGUGUGUGUGUGUGUGUGUGUGUGUGUGUGUGUGUGUGUGUGUGUGUGUGUGUGUGUGUGUGUGUGUGUGUGGAGGCAAGACGAGGUGCGAUUUUGUUGUUUUUUUUAGUUAAUGAGCCAAAACGAUAAAAGAAAAUCAUCUCAGGCAGGUACGAGGAGACGACAUUUUUUUUUCCACUGUAUAAUAAAUGUGAACUCUGUGUGUGUGUGUGUGUGUGUGUGUGUGUGUGUGUGUGUGUGUGUGAGAGAUUGAAUGAAUGAAUGACAUUUCUCUCUCCCUCUCUCAGUCUCUGAUUUGCACCACUAGAACGACCAGAUUUCCAUUUUCCAGUGAAGAAAAAAAACAAAUCUCAUGUCUUUCAUCUUUUCUUUUUUUUUCUUUUCUUUUUUUUUUUUCAUUUGUAAAUUUGCUUCAUGGCUCCUGAUUCAUAAACUCAUUUUAUUUCUGUUUCUUUUCCUCUUUUUUAGUGAAGUGUGGAGCUAAAUUAUUGCUUCUUUUUUAUUUUAUUUUAUUUUAUUAAAUCGUGGCUCUUCUUCCUCUUCCUCCUCCUUCCUCAUCCUCUUCUUGAAAUGAUUUGAUUUUCCUCAACCACUCUCAGUUUUGUAAUGUUUGUAUAUUCUGUUGAUUUAUAUGAAAUCCUGGCCUUUUGCAAAGGGAGGAAAAAAAAAAGAGAGAAAAAAAAAAGUUGCUUGUUCUUGUCUGUUCCAUUGGCUGUUUUUAAUGGUGCUGCAUAAACAUGAAUGCUCCUCCUCCGCUAUACUGAAUAUCUCCUUUCUUAUAAUGUGACAAUAAAAGAUGAUGAUGAUGAUGAUGAUGAUGCA